Striga hermonthica is the source of this 264-nucleotide messenger RNA. The record is from the annotation of a GenBank genome assembly. NCBI's taxonomy places the organism in Eukaryota, Viridiplantae, Streptophyta, Magnoliopsida, Lamiales, Orobanchaceae.
AUGGAAAAGAGUAAGUCUUUGCCUUACUAUCUCGCUUCGUAUGUAGAUGCCCGGCUCGAUUUUGAAGAUCGGGCCAAGUCAUUUAGCUUCAACGGGCCAGGUGCCUGUAAUCCAGAGGUCGAGAGGAGGAAAAGGGUGGCGGGAUACAACAAGUACGCUAAAGGAGGUAAAGUGAAAUCGUCGUUAAAGAACAGCUUUAAGUGGAUCAAGAGCAAGUUGAAAGACAAUUGGUGGCAAAAAGGAGAGGCUGAAGGCAAAGAUUAG